AUGCUGCGGCGCGUAGCAGUACUGGCCCGCCACGCCGCUCGGCAGGCAUCCCGCGUGCGAACGCAGCAGCGCUCGGUGGUCUCUGUCACGCACCCGUUGCGCCAUGCGCAGCCUUUUUCUCUGCAUGUGCGAUCGCUGCAUGGUGCGUCGGUGCCAACUGACAAUGCCUUUUGGGACGAGGUCCAGGCGCUGCAUGUGCGCGCCUACAAGGAGGACGCUGUCGCGCAAUAUGAGCUAGGGCUCAUGUACCUCGAAGACGACGAGGCCAAUGACGCGACGUCGGCCGAAGACGAGUGGCUCCUCGAUGCCGAGGACAUGCGCCAAAAGGCAAAUGCAACCACCGACCCGCAGGACAUCAGGACCAUUCGGAAGCAGGCGCGCAAGAUGUACAAGGCGUACCGCGAAGAGCAAAAGAAGAAGACACAGGCCGCGAGUCUCGUCCAGCAUACGACGACUGACGCCUUGGACGACGUCUUUGGCAGCAUCGUCGAGCCGCUCUUGAACGGGCGCAAGAAACUACCGCCGCUCGACGAGGCCUUUGUGGCCCCGUCCGACCCGAUGGAGCUCAUGCGCCAAGACAACGCCAAGGGUGUCGAGUGGCUCCGCCGCGCGGCCGAUGCCGGGCACCGCGACGCCUACGUCCGCCUCGGGAACCUCUGCAUGGAGCACGACCCGCCGCUCGCGCACGCCGGCGCCGCGUGGUACUCGCUCCUCGCCAACUGCCAGAACCCGCACCCGGAUGCGCUCUACAACCUUGGGCUGCUCUACUACAACGGCAGCGCCAACUCAGUGCCUCCGAUCCCCACGGACGCUGAGCGCGCGAUGAGCUACUUUAUGAAGGCGGCCGAGGUCGGCGACCCCAGUGCGCUCUUCUUCAUGGGUCAUGUGCUACACGUCGGCCACGAUGUCGUCCCGGCGAACGCGACCAGCAGCCUCCUCAUGCUCGAAGCGGCCGCUGACAAAGGUCAUGGCGGCGCCCGCUACUACCUCGCCCAGCUCUACCGCAGCGGGGACGAGACCAUGGGUAUCGCGCCCGACGCUGAGGUGUUUUGGCGCUACCUCGAGGCCGCUGUCGCAUGCGACGACGCCGACGCCAUCUACUGCAUGGCCGACGCCUACCACUACGGUCUGCCUCCGCUGACGGCGCCCGACAUGCGGCAAGCGAUCGAAUAUUACACGCAAGCGGCAAAACUCGAACACGCCGACGCGCUCUGCUGCCUCGGCGCGCUCAAGUACGAACGCCGCGAGUACACCAAGGCCUUUCAGUACUACCAAGCGGCGGCCGACCGCCACUCGAUGUCGGCGUGGAAGAACCUCGCCGACAUGUACUACACGGGGACGGGUGUGCCCCAGAGCAAAAAGACAGCCGAGUCGAUUCUCGACAUGCUCAAGCAGCUCGAAGCCGCCGAGUAG
Molecule: messenger RNA, 1413 nt
Organism: Saprolegnia diclina VS20
Lineage: Eukaryota; Oomycota; Saprolegniomycetes; Saprolegniales; Saprolegniaceae
Exons: 3
Coding region: 1-1413 (470 amino acids)
Biological process (GO): ERAD pathway
Cellular component (GO): endoplasmic reticulum membrane
Molecular function (GO): protein binding
Source: RefSeq, a predicted model, not a curated record